Molecule: messenger RNA, 1247 nt
Organism: Bradysia coprophila
Lineage: Eukaryota; Metazoa; Arthropoda; Insecta; Diptera; Sciaridae
Source: RefSeq, a predicted model, not a curated record
CUAAACGUUGUGGCUAAUUUAAUUAAGUCACUUUUCUCUUUGACAUUGAAGUGGGGUUUUCGUCAAUUCAAGCUUUAGAUCGAAAACCAACGAGGUGUCCAAAAUAGACACCAACCAAAACCCGUGUGAAAUGGAACUUUACCGAUUACCAGGACUAUUACAGCCGGAGGGUGAUUUGGAAAGCAACUGGAAAAAGUUCAGACAAGAGUUCGAUAUUUACAUGAUGGCAUCGGAGAAAAAUCAAAAGAGCUCCGAAAUCCAAGCGGCUCUUCUGUUAAAUAUGAUCGGCGAGUACGGUCGUCAAUUGUUCAACUAUUUCGAAAUGAAUGACACUGAUAAGAAAGACGUCGACAAGAUUCUCGCAAAAUUCGAAGAAAUUUGUGUGCCUAAAAAGAAUGUUGUGAUGGAGCGGCUUAAGUUCAAUCGACGCUGCCAACAAAACGGCGAAACGUUUGACCAAUUUCUAGAGGCUAUCCAGAAUUUGAUUCUUUCGUGCGAGUACGGCAACGAUGAAGACAACAUUUUGCGAGAUCGAAUUUUAGCGGGCAUAUCGAACCCAUCACUACGGGAAGAACUGAUGGCUAGAGAAGAUGUUUGGGAUGUUAAAACGGUCAUUAUGUGGUGCAGAGCUCGAGCUGCAGACGUGAGUGAUGCGAAAACGAAUGUUAAAGGAAACGGAAGGUACAUAUUAGCUGUGUACGUUCGACGCAUGAAUUAUGUGAUGGCAAAUGUCCAUGGCGACCAGUAUAAAAACGGCUACUUUGUCUACGGCACUUUGGAUGACCAUUUUCAAAACAUGAACACAAAAAAGUUUCUUGGAAUUUGGAGACGAGAAGCGUGUGGCAGUUGUAAUCGUGAUACUUGCAACUGUGAAUUCAGAUGGUCGUGUUUCAUGACGACGGUAAUCGCAUUGUGCGAAGAAACUGCUGAAACUCUGGAACUACUAGCUGCGCAAGUUGCUGAUGGCUACCAUAGCUUAACAAUUGAUCGAUUUGAUGACCUUAAGAACGGCGAAUUGAUUGCAGAAAAGAUUAAGUUGUAUGGUGUCAUUUAGCAAAAGCUCACUCGAAACGCAGAGGACUGGAAUUCUCAAUGCACUAAAUUGGAAAUGGUUGACGCGAAGUAUGGUGGUACUGUAUUUUCGAGUCACCAUAAGCCACCGACACUUCCGCCAGCGCUUCCGUAACGCGCACACAUCAAACAAUUUUUUAUUAAUACAUUGAAAUAAAUGAAGACGUAAAAAAACA